Hippoglossus stenolepis (Pacific halibut) is the source of this 1956-nucleotide messenger RNA. Its product is annotated as carbonic anhydrase 12. NCBI's taxonomy places the organism in Eukaryota, Metazoa, Chordata, Actinopteri, Pleuronectiformes, Pleuronectidae. The transcript is spliced from 9 exons. Gene Ontology annotation, molecular function: carbonate dehydratase activity; zinc ion binding. Gene Ontology annotation, cellular component: plasma membrane. The record is from RefSeq and is a predicted model, not a curated record. Bases 60 to 995 code for a protein of 311 amino acids.
AGAGGGUGGGUGAGGCUCCACAGCUGAUAGACACAGAGGACUGUACAGGUGCGUCAAAGAUGAUCUUCCUCGUAGCACUUGUCCUCACUGCGUGCGCCCUCACAUCAAGGGUUGAUUGUGCCACUGAAGGAAUUGUAUGGUGUUAUCAUCUUCCAACCUGCAAUGACACCAAGUGGGCAACCAUCGCUCCUAAAUAUUGUGGUGGCUCCCGACAGUCGCCCAUUAACAUUAACACAGCAGCUGCCAAACCUGAUGUAAAACUGACAGAAUUCACCUUUACCGACUUCAGCAGUACCACCGCACUGAAAACCCUUGAAAACACCGGCAAGACAGUCAAGGUUACCCUUGGUCCAGGUGUUCAGAUUUCCGGAGGAGGUCUUUCAAACACCUACGACACCCUGCAGCUUCACCUGCACUGGGGAAAUGGAUCCUCCGUCCCCGGGUCUGAGCACACAGUGGAUGGCAAGCGCUACCCCAUGGAGUUGCACAUUGUAAACGUCAAGUCAUCCUACAAUGGCAACACAACCCUGGCUGUUGGAGACUCCAAUGGCCUUGCUGCUCUUGGUUUCUUCAUCGAGGAAAUGUCAGGCAAUGACGAACCUGCAAUCUGGAAGAAAUUGACCGCCUAUCUGCUUAACAUCUCAAACAAAGGUCAAACUGUAACACUUCCUUCUGGAAUUUCACUGGAUGACCUCCUUACCGGCGUGAACCGUACUAAGUACUAUCGUUACCUUGGCUCCUUGACCACCCCUGCUUGCAAUGAGGCCGUCGUUUGGACUGUGUUCAAGGAGCCGAUCAAAGUCAGCAAGGAUUUGAUCAACCUCUUUAGCAGAACAGUGCACGUCAACAACAGCUCAUCGCCUUUGAUGACGAAUGUCUUCAGACAGAUCCAGCCAGAUCAACCAGUCACAACACAGGCUGAAAGCUCUGCCUCCACAACCUGCUACUCUCUGGGGCUGAUGGUGCUGAGUCUUGCUCUGUGGAAGAAUCUGUGAUCAAAUACAAUCCAGAAACUUAUUUUGUUCCUGUUUUUCUCCUGUAUGAUUUUGUCUGACUUUAGCCUUGUCCAAGUUGUUUAUACAUAAAGUCUGCACUGAACUUCUUGUCAUUAGUGCCCUUAAUGCAACAUGUAGGAUGCAACAUGCACAUGUGAUCAUUCUUCUUACAUCCAAGACGAAACGAAGCCUCAACAACACAAUUACUUCUUCUUUUCCAAUGUAGCUUGAUGUAAUAUUAUUGUUACCACAACACAGUUCAACGGAAAUUAAAUGUAAUGUUGGCUGCUGUUCUAAUGAAUUUGACUGUCACAAUUGUCAUGUUAAUUACAAAAUGAGUGUUUAAUAAGUUUUUUCUGUAUGGACAUUUGCACAUAUUGAAUUCAUGUUAUGGACAUGAAUACUUAAGUACAUGAGUACUGAAUUUUUUUUAUGCAGCACAGCAGUGAUUCGGGCACAGCUCACGUCCAUUAUGAGCUAACAAGGCUAUAUUCAGGGAUCUGAGAAAGGGAUAUUGUACCAAGUUUACUGAGGAGCUCUACUGAUGGUGAUUUUUGAAAUCGUAAAAAAAUUAAUGCAUUAUGAGUGUGGCAGUAAUUUGUCACAUUGGCCUUGUGUUGAGAGUUAAAAAUUGGUUUCUACAUAUUUGAUUUAGCAUAUUUUUCCUAUUACUUUAUAUUGUAACUUGAUUUGCUAAAUGUUCCCCUUCCUGGUGCAGAUAUUGUUUGCACAUGAAAUGUCGCCAUCUUGCCAAGCUGAUGAAUCAAAAUGAAACCUGUUUCAGUCGGUGUAAAGAAGGAAUGAGGUGUCAGUUAAGUGAAACCCAUUGUGUAUAGCAAUUAUAUACACGAUCAUAUAUUCACACCUUUUUAACCUUGUGUUGAACUACUCCCAACAGAGCAGUAACAGAACUGUGGGCUCCGGUUUAAUGUGUCAAAAUUAAAUGAUCAGUCACUCUUCA